This is a messenger RNA of Arabidopsis arenosa, 939 nucleotides long. The record is from the annotation of a GenBank genome assembly. NCBI's taxonomy places the organism in Eukaryota, Viridiplantae, Streptophyta, Magnoliopsida, Brassicales, Brassicaceae.
AUCAUCUUCUUCACUAAGCAAAAAAACCUUCAAAACAUUUCCUUCUUCUUUCUUCUUCAAUUACUACAAUGGCUGGAGUUGCCUUUGGUUCUUUUGAUGAUUCCUUUAGCUUGGCUUCUCUAAGAGCUUACCUCGCUGAGUUCAUCUCCACUUUGCUCUUUGUUUUCGCUGGUGUUGGCUCUGCCAUUGCCUACGCGAAGCUGACGUCGGACGCUGCCCUUGAUACGCCGGGACUAGUGGCCAUCGCGGUUUGCCAUGGUUUUGCCCUCUUCGUGGCGGUUGCAAUCGGAGCCAACAUUUCCGGUGGCCAUGUGAAUCCAGCCGUCACUUUCGGUCUUGCAGUCGGUGGUCAAAUCACAGUCAUCACCGGAGUUUUCUACUGGAUCGCUCAGCUUCUCGGCUCCACCGCCGCUUGUUUCCUCCUUAAAUACGUCACCGGUGGAUUGGCGGUUCCAACCCACAGCGUUGGGGCUGGACUAGGAGCGUUAGAAGGAGUAGUGAUGGAGAUCAUUAUCACCUUCGCUUUGGUCUACACCGUCUACGCCACCGCCGCUGAUCCCAAGAAGGGUUCUCUCGGAACUAUCGCUCCUCUCGCCAUCGGUCUUAUCGUUGGUGCCAACAUUCUCGCCGCUGGUCCAUUCUCCGGUGGAUCCAUGAACCCAGCACGUUCCUUUGGACCAGCUGUUGCAGCCGGAGACUUCUCUGGUCACUGGGUCUACUGGGUGGGACCACUCAUCGGUGGUGGACUUGCUGGACUUAUCUACGGAAAUGUCUUCAUGGGUUCUUCCGAACAUGCUCCUCUUGCUUCUGCUGAUUUCUAAACAAACAUGUGAUGAUUUGAUUUCUAAACAAACAUGUGAUGAUUCUUGAUUCAUGUUUCUGUGUUUGGUUACUUUGUCUCGAUCUUUCUUGUUUUGUUUGGACUUUAAUCCGGUUUCU